UCAUUUUCCGAAUCAGAGUGGAAUCCUGAGCAAGUUGCCAAAUGGCUACGCAGGGUUCAACCUGAAUAUGAGGAGGAAGCAAGACUAUUCGAGAGUAAGCAGCAUUUACAUAACCUUAUCAAAGUUUUGUGAUUUUGCUUUGUUUAACUAAUUUUGUCCUUAUAGUUAAUGUUCCCAUGAAAUAUAAUUACUCCUUAAUAUUUUAAUUGGUGGUUUCUUAGAAGCAGAGAUAACAGGCAAAGCACUGGCAAUAGUUGAUAGACAGUGUCUUAAAGACAUCGGAAUAGCAUCUAUUGGUAAACAACUGACUAUUCUGGGUUGUAUCAAGGAGCUCAUGUCAGGUUAGUAAAUUUUUAAAAUUAUGCUUCCAUCUCAUAGCAAAUUCACUGCAAGUGAUCCCACAGUGCACUUGCAAAUGCUUUCUUGACUUUCUCAGGGAUCUGUUAUUGGUACUAGUUGUCUUUGCAAUUAUAUGAUUGACAGCAGUCUAUAAUUCAAGUACUAUACGUUGGUUGAGUUUUGAAAUGAGAAUUUGCAUGUUAUUCCUAAGAGUAGUAAUUUGACCAAUUUUUCUUCUAGCGUAAAUGUGAUUUUAAUAUCCUUGCACUUUUCAAAUUUUCAGCAAAAGACAAUAAUCACAAGGCAAGUUUGCCUGGUGCCACACCUGAAUCUGAACAGCAUAUGAAGGUGAAAAUAACCAAGAGUGAUAAAAAGGCCAUGUCUCCUGAAGAAAAGCGUCUAUAUCACAGCAAGUAACAGUUUUUUUUCUGAAAAGGGGGGGACUACUGACCUGUACAUGAACUCAGCAUUUGUAAAUUAAUUUUUUUAUUUAUUUACUUUCUUUAAUUUAAUUUACACUGUUUCUUACAUUCUCAGGAUAAACAUCAUCAGAAAGGAAUGUGGGAAACGGUGCGCAGGGAAUGAGAAGAUAUACUUUAAAAGUAAUAAUGGCAACAGUUUGGUAUUAUCAGAAAUGUGUUCAUCUUUACUGCCUGUCUGUGAGAUCAAGAAAAUAGGAUUUGGCCAAAGUAAGGACAGCCCUUCAAAUCUUGAAGUCGGGGUACCACAAGGUUCCAUUUUAGGUCCGCUUCUGUUUUCUAUCUAUAUGAAUGAUCUACCCCUCCUGUUAAAGAACACUGAAGUCGACAUAUAUGCCGAUGAUAAAACGAUCUGGUUGAGCGGAACCAAUUGUACAGAUAUUCAAAACUCUUAAUAAUAGUCUAGACAAAGCCAACAGUUGGUUUAAAUUGAACAGGAUGAUACCAAACACAAAGAAGACCAAACACCUGCUAAUUGGUUCUGUUCAAAGGCUAUCCCAAAGCAGCGAGACUACAAUGGAAAUUUAUAUUGAUAAUAUCAAAUUAGAGGAAGCGGCAGGGGAAAAGCUGCUCGGAGUUGUCAUUGACUCAAAUCUUUCAUGGAACCUACACAUUGACUGUUUGAUUAAAAAGUUAAACUCUAGAAUAUGUCUCCUUAAAAGAGCAAAGGUUUAUUUAACCUUUGUUUGCAGGAAAAUGUUAUACAAUGCCCUCAUCAAGCCAAUACUAGAGUAUUGUUGUACGGUCUGGGACAACUGUACCGUUGGUAAUCUCCAAAGAGUUUUACGACUAUAGAAACGAUGUGCUAAGCUUAUUUUAGAUGCUGAUACUCACGAAAACUCAGUCAAGCUUUUUAACAAAUUACAUUGGCUGCCUAUAGAUGAUAUCAUACGUAUUAGGAAGCUUUAUUUGCUUAAUAAAAUAAAUCAAGGACAUUGCCCAGCUUAGUUUAAUAAAUAUAUUGAACAUAUAAGUAACACCCAUAAUUAUAACAAGAGAUCCGCUUCUAAUAACAAUAUUACAACACCAGCUUGUAAAAGGAACUCUGGCCUUAGAACGUUUCACUCAAGCGCUUGCCGUUUGUGGAACGCUCUUGAUCCCGAACCAAAGACACUCUCUCAUACUAAUUUUAAAAAUUACUUAGUUAAAUUUUACCGUAGUAUGACUUCUUUUCUUGAUCAUUUUAAGAUUCGUAAAACUUUUUAGUUUCAUUAGUAGUAAAUCAAUCAAUAUUGUAUUAAUAGUAGUUCUUAAUGUAAUUUUAGUUUGUAGAUUAUAUAGGUAGUCAAUUAUUCAAUCGAUACAUCUUAGUAUUUUAAUUGUAGGAGGGCCAUUAUGAAAACUACUGGGUGACCAGUAAUCAAUGUCUUUACCCUCGUUAAAUAAAGUUAUUAUUUAUUUAUUAUUUAUUAUUAUUAUUUAGAACAAGCAAAUAGCUCUCAUGAUACUACAACAAAUUUCCAUAUCAAUAGCUUAAACAAUGACAUAUUUGGGUUACCAAAAAUUAUGCUAGCAUGCCCCGAAAUCCACAGUACUCAAAUAAAUGCCCCCUCUACUCCUGUCGAGAACGAUUUCUUUAUAAUUAAUGAUUAAUGUUAUAAAUUGUCACACAAUGUAACGAAAUACUAGACUGAUUGUAACGCGAAUAGGAAGAUUUCGUGACAUGAUAUUUCACAACGUUGUAAACAAAGUUCAACACUGAUUUGCAUGCGUACAGUGAACUAAAUAACGGAAAGAAACGUGUAAUUGUGAAAUUGCAACUAAAAUAGGGUAUAUUAAAGUACUUUGGGAUUGGGAAUUUACUGAACUCGUGAUUGUGGGUAAAUUACUUUAUUUUGCAACUAGAACUGUAAAACAAAGUAGCACUGAAUUUUAAGGGCAGAUUGGUUUUAGAUCGUUAGAGUGUUAGUAUGUUCAGAUUGUCAGGAGUGAUGGAAAAAACUAAACGCGUUUAGGAAACAAAGAAGUAUACAGUCCUCUUGAUUCCACGACAACUCCCUUGUGAUUAUGUGGAUGGAGGGAAUGUAUAAUCAUUCAGAUCAUUUGGUUAUUUUAAGAAUAUAACUACAAAUUUAUGUCUGCCUGGCUUGCCUUUCAGUCAUUGAGUUUUGACCUAAUGCCUCCCCAAAGUAACUCAGAAAGGAAUUGAGUGUUUAUUAGACAAAAUAUGGUAACCGUUUUAACUGGCAUAAAACAUUUUAUGCUGUCUUCUAGUCUUUAGCCAGUAAGGUGCAUUACAAUAUAGAAUACUCCAAUCUCAGAACAAUAUUUGACUGGUCAAACUCUUAGCAUAUAAUUUUCAAAGAAUAGCUUACAGCACUGCAUUAUCAUCAGCUAAGCUUCAGUUCUACUACAUAGGAUAAAAUUGAUUCAGUAUUAAUCGUAUGGUAGUCUUGUUUUGUCAUGAAAUCUUCUUUUUCAUCUUAUUUAUUUUAGGUGCCAUAAGACACCACAUCCUCCAAUGGGCUUCAGAGAGAAAUCGAAAAAUCAGUGACGGAUAUGACUUUGAGGUAUUUUUUUAUUUGUAUACACAGCUGUACUAUCCAUGAAGCUGAAGCAUACAUUACAAUAAUUAUUAUUACUAGAUGCUGUGUCAGAGAUUGAUGGAAGAGCUAAUAAGGUUUCCAGCCAAGCAAACGUUCUCAUAUGGAUUUUUAGUUUUGCCAAUACCAUGAUGAUGGAUUCAAUGAUGACAUGAUGCAUACAGCCACCCUAGCUUUCUUUUAUCUUUAUCCUGAUAGAAAACUAGAACCCCAGCCAAGAGAGCAAAAGCUUCAUCAUCCUCAGAUCUCGAAGACAUGAGUCAGAGUAUGAUUGGUAAGUGUCCACUCAGAACAUUGCUUUGUAUCAAUACUGUUUCAAUGACCUGCCCCAUAUUAAAUCUGCCAGUGUCAUAUCAUCCAUAAAAGAGGGAGAUAGUUGGACAAAGUACCCAUAUGUACCUGUUGUCAAUCCUUUGACAAGGCACUUUUCAUUCUACAUCUGAUGUGUAUAAAUUAUUGGUACUGGAGGAACCUAACAAACUGUUGUUUGGUAUUCCUGCAGUGAAACUGCAUACAAUUUGUAGCAUCCCAACCAGGGGGAAGACGCAAUACUCCUAUGUUGCUUCCUGCUACUGAAACAGGAAUUAAUACUAAAAUAACAGCCAGCAUGAUGAGCCACUAGCUAGGUUUGGAGGUAGGCGCUGCCUAUAUACACUGUAUCUAUAUUGUGCUGUAAUAGUAUAGUAAGUCCCCCAUUGAUGACCUACCCAUACUUCUAUGUUUAAAGUCACAGCAAAAAUUAAUGAUUUUAUUUAAUUGCUGUUAAUGUUUUAUUUCAGCUGUGACAGACACAUCCAAGCCAGAAUCAACGGAAACUGCUGAUACUGUUGAAGACAUCUCUAAUUACAGUGCACAGUUAGUGUGCGCUGUUAUCUUUCGUGUUCCGACAUUUCGAAAUUUAAGUGUUAAAAAGCACUUAGCUCCUGCCGCCAAACUCCUGAAGAUUAAGACGAGAGGUCAAGGGAAAUAUGACUUAGCAGUUAAUGUUGCAAUCGGUUUAGUGCAAAAGGGAUAUGUCGGUACUACCAAUCCAGACGUAAAUUACAAAGAGUUGGAAGGAGAACAAAUUGAAAUUUUAAAAGAUCUUGUGGAAGAGCUGUGUGUAGAGAACAUUAAGAAACAAGAGGCUUUAAGUAGUUCACCUUCAGGUAAU
Pocillopora meandrina is the source of this 4514-nucleotide messenger RNA. NCBI's taxonomy places the organism in Eukaryota, Metazoa, Cnidaria, Anthozoa, Scleractinia, Pocilloporidae. The record is from the annotation of a GenBank genome assembly.